GGCUGACUGAGUUAAAGUAGUAUCGUGCGGUGGCGCGGCGGGGCUGUGCCGGGGAUGGUACAGUUAUAAACCCUAUAGCGCAAAGGGAGGGCAGAAUCUGGAGUGGGACUGUAGGAGCAGCACAGCCGGCAAUAGCACCGCAAACAGGUCAGCCAUCAUGCCUGGAUCCCUUCCUCCAAACGGUGAAAGCUCUUGGCCCAAAGAUGUGGGCAUCGUUGCUCUAGAGAUUUACUUUCCGUCCCAGUAUGUCGAUCAAGUAGAGCUGGAGAAAUUCGAUGGAGUCAGCGCUGGGAAAUACACCAUCGGCUUGGGGCAGUGUAAGAUGGGCUUCUGCUCGGACAGAGAAGACAUCAAUUCUUUGUGUCUCACAGUGGUCCAAAGGUUAAUGGAGAGGAACAAUCUGUCUUACGACUGCAUUGGCCGACUGGAGGUGGGAACAGAGACAAUCAUUGACAAGUCCAAAUCUGUUAAGACUGUCCUCAUGCAACUGUUUGAAGAUUCGGGUAACACCGACGUGGAAGGCAUCGACACAACAAAUGCAUGUUACGGAGGCACGGCAGCUCUCUUCAAUGCCGUCAACUGGGUGGAAUCAAGUUCUUGGGAUGGACGCUAUGCGCUUGUGGUUGCUGGAGACAUUGCUGUGUAUGCCACAGGAAGUGCCAGGCCAACCGGAGGAGCCGGAGCUGUUGCCAUGCUUGUGGGGCCGAAUGCCACUUUAGUUUUUGAAAGAGGACUGCGCGGAACACACAUGCAACAUGCCUAUGAUUUUUAUAAGCCAGAUAUGGAAUCGGAAUACCCCGUCGUAGAUGGAAAGCUUUCAAUACAGUGCUACCUCAGCGCAUUAGAUCACUGUUACACUACUUAUCGCAAGAAAAUCCAUGCCCAGUGGCAGAAAGAGGGAACUGAUAAACCGUUUACUCUGAAUGACUUUGGAUUCAUGAUCUUUCACUCGCCAUACUGCAAACUUGUCCAGAAAUCUUUAGCACGGUUGCUGGUGAAUGACUUCAUUAGUGAUUCCGACCCAGAUAUGGAGAGUGGGAUGUAUGUUGGCCUGGAUUCAUUUAGGGAUUUAAAGCUGGAAGAGACUUAUUUUGACAGAGAUGUAGAAAAGGCAUUUCUAAAGGCCAGCACAGAGCUUUUCAAUGAUAAGACUAAAGCAUCUUUGCUGGUAUCUAGGGAAAAUGGGAAUAUGUACACACCAUCUGUGUAUGGAUGCCUUGCCUCUGUACUUGCACAAUAUUCUCCUCAGCAACUGGCUGGGCAAAGGAUUGGUGUGUUCUCCUAUGGCUCAGGCUUUGCUGCCACCAUGUACUCACUCAGAGUCUCCCAGGAUGCUAUGCCAGGUUCUUCCUUGGACAAGUUAACAUCCAGCUUGUCAGACCUUAAAGCAAGACUCGACUCAAGAAAGAAUGUUUCACCCAGCAACUUUGCUGACACCAUGAAGCUGCGACAAGACACACACCAUUUAGCUAAUUAUAUUCCUCAGGGGUCAGUGGAUGACCUGUUUCCAGGUACCUGGUAUCUGGUCCGUGUGGAUGAGAAGCACAGGAGGUUCUAUGCCCGCAGCUCACUGAUGAACGAUGGCCCUUUAGAUGCUGCACCUGAAUCUGUUCACGCAAGCACCGCUAAUGAGCAUUUCCCAAGCCCUGCUAAGAAAGUCCCCAGAAUCCCUCCAGCAGCUGAAGCCGUGCCCAUCUCCGUUACCAAUGGAGAGCACUGAUCUUCCUCUAAGAGGCCCAAGAUGGACGCAUCCUCGUUUUUGCAUUCUUGUAAAUGUAUAUUUGUAAUGUAAACUUAAUUGCAGAACAGAGAAACCUGUUCCGGCCCCAGAGCGAUUACAGUACAAAAAGGGUUUGGUUUCUUAGCAUUUUGAUAUCUUGAAAAGGGACAGUGAGAUAUAAAUAGAAAUGUAUAUUAAAUUAAAAAAAAAAAGAAUCACCUUUGGACCUGGAAACUGACACAUCUGUGCAGUUAGUUAGCAUAAAUGUUACUGUACCCAGCUGUAAUUGGGUAAACACAAUACUAAUUUGCUGUCUGUGAUGUAGAAUGGAUUGGAAUGUAUGGCACUUACAUAAAUACCUCCAAGGCAUGAUCUUUUCUCUGUGGCUCUCAUGCUUUUGCGGCGCUACCAUUGGCAGCAUUAGUGUGAGCCAAUCAGGUUCAGGAUCAGUGCUGUGAGGUGCAGCAGUGUCCUACACACAUGCUUUAGUACGCCAUCGGACACAAACUACGUACCUCUCUUGGUUUUAUCAUGGCUGCCUCUAUUCUUUAUGGUUUUGGUCUGUUGGCAUGUACAGAGUUUAUAUUUCAUCCCUCGGUAGCUUUUUAAGAUCACGUUGGUGCUAAUGGUAUGGGCUGAAGCCCAACUAAUUUGUAAAAAAACUAAAUUGUAGAGAAAGUAAUAUAAAAUGUAAAUUUUUUUUUUUUUUAAAUUUUUUGUUAAAGUUGCUGUGUAUAAUUCUUUUGUCUUUAGAAAUUGAAAAUUUAAAGUGGGUUUAGCAGGUAACCUCUCUGUAGCGCCAGUCACAUCUGCAGCAUACACUACAAUGUAAUUGGAUUUUGGGCCAAACAAGGCUCCGCUGGCUGCUGCAGUACUUAAAGGGGUUAACUGUUAUUUUUCCUGCAUUUGUAAAAUACUUCUCCUCACACCCUGCGACUUUUGUACAGUUACAGAUUUUUUGCUAAUGAAACAAAUGUACAGUAAGAGAUAGUAUUGUGUCCCGAGAAUUGGUGAUGUCACGUGACUUGAAUUGUUCUAUGUGGAGACAAUGGUUCACUCAAUUAACCCGAUUCCUUCUGCGCUGAAGGAAUAAAAUGAAAUCUGUAAGUAAUGGAAAUGCUUUACAAAAAUAAAGUUUUCCUUAUGGUGCAGAAAA
Molecule: messenger RNA, 2876 nt
Organism: Xenopus tropicalis (tropical clawed frog)
Lineage: Eukaryota; Metazoa; Chordata; Amphibia; Anura; Pipidae
Gene: hmgcs1
Product: 3-hydroxy-3-methylglutaryl-CoA synthase 1
Biological process (GO): acetyl-CoA metabolic process; isoprenoid biosynthetic process
Molecular function (GO): hydroxymethylglutaryl-CoA synthase activity; acyltransferase activity
Source: RefSeq, marked provisional